GGAGAGAAGGAGUAGUUUAUUAAACAAGAGGGACAGAGUGAGUAAUAAAUACCAAAUGGUGGGAAGUCUCUGUAGUUUGGCAAAAUUACAGGAGGCUUUUGGUAAAUGUUUCCAAUAAAAUAACCUCUGCAAAUAAAUCUUCUAUGCAAGCAAAGGUUCUCUCCAAAUUGAAAUCUCCCUCUCUUUCCCUCCUGCCAUUUCUCUCUACAUUUCACACACACACGCACACGCACACGCCACACCGGAAUUCUCCUAGUUGCCCGUCGGAGAGAAGGAGUAGUUUAUUAAACAAGAGGGACAGAGUGAGUAAUAAAUACCAAAUGGUGAGAAGUCUCUGUAGUUUGGCAAAAUUACAGGAGACUUUUGGUAAAUGUUUCCAAUAAAAUAACCUCUGCAAAUAAAUCUUCUACGCAAGCAAAGGUUCUCUCCAAAUUGAAAUCUCCCUCUCUUUCCCUCCUGCCAUUUCUCUCUGCAUUUCACACACACACGCACACGCACACGCCACACCGGAAUUCUCCUAGUUGCCCGUCGGAGGAAGAAUUAUGGUUGGACAGAAACGGAAACGUGGGAGAAAACCCAAAAACUCCCAACCGGAAGCCCUUGAAUUAGACAACACCACCGCAACGGGCGCCGGUUCGAGCUCUAGUCCUACUACCGCAGCAUCUGACGACGCCGUCUUCUCCCUCGGCAACGUAGAGAUAGUCGAUCCUCACCACCGCCGCCGGCGAGGUCGCCCUCCUAAAAAUGCUAAAGCACCGUCCUCAGACCCCAAAACCCUAAGAGCUGGUUCCCCACCUCGCCUUCUUCUGGACAAACAGAACGGUUCCGCUUCUCUUAUGUCCGCUGCAGCGGCGGUUGCGGAGGCGGCCGUGGCGAGGGUGGUCCCGGCAAUGGAUGCAGUUGUUAAAGUGUUUUGCGUUCACACUGAGCCGAACUUUUCCCUUCCUUGGCAACGGAAAAGGCAGUAUAGUUCGAGUAGUAGUGGCUUUGUGAUUAAAGGGAAGAGGGUCUUGACGAAUGCCCAUUCUGUAGAACAUUAUACACAGGUUAAGCUGAAAAAGAGAGGGUCUGAUACUAAGUAUGUUGCCACAGUUCUCGCCAUUGGUACUGAAUGUGAUAUCGCUAAUUUGGGAGUUAAAGUUGAAAUUUCCCUUGUUGUGUGGGUUUGCGAUUGUCACUUGCUUCCUGGAGGGGUUACAACUCCCAAAAUGAUCUGUUCCCUAGGGUGCUACACAAUUGCAAAGUGGUUAAAGGUGCUUUGGGAUGAAAACUUAAGAUCUAUGCUUGCGGUGGAGGAUGAUGAAUUCUGGGAAGGGGUAUCUCCUGUGGACUUCGGGGAUUUGCCUGCUCUGCAGGAUGCAGUCACAGUUGUUGGUUAUCCAAUAGGGGGAGAUACGAUAUCUGUAACGAGUGGUGUUGUCUCGCGUAUAGAGAUCCUGUCUUAUGUCCAUGGAUCCACUGAACUUCUUGGGUUACAGAUAGAUGCUGCUAUUAACUCUGGAAAUUCAGGUGGUCCUGCAUUCAAUGAUAGAGGUAACUGUGUGGGUAUUGCAUUUCAGUCCCUCAAACAUGAAGAUGCAGAAAAUAUAGGUUACGUCAUACCCACACCUGUCAUCAUGCACUUCAUUGAAGACUAUGAGAGGAAUGGUGCAUACACCGGUUUCCCUAUUCUUGGGGUGGAGUGGCAGAAGAUGGAAAAUCCAGAUUUACGGUUAGCAAUGGGAAUGAAAACUGAUCAGAAGGGUGUUCGAAUAAGAAGGGUUGAUCCCACCGCUCCUGAAUCUAAUGUUUUGAAGCCAUCAGAUAUCAUACUCAGCUUUGAUGGGGUUGACAUUGCUAAUGAUGGAACUGUUCCAUUUAGGCAUGGAGAACGAAUUGGAUUCAGUUACCUUAUAUCGCAGAAAUAUACUGGGGACUCCGCAGCAAUUAAGGUUCUUCGCAAUUCUCAAACUAUCAAAUACAACAUUAAACUUUCUACGCACAGAAGGUUGAUCCCAGCUCAUAACAAAGGCCAACCUCCUUCGUAUUAUAUCGUCGCUGGAUUUGUCUUUACAACCGUAUCUGUCCCAUAUCUACGAUCCGAGUAUGGGAAGGACUAUGAAUAUGAAGCUCCAGUCAAGCUUCUGGACAAACUCUUGCACGAAUUGCCGCAAACUCCGGAUGAACAAAUUGUUGUAGUCUCCCAGGUUCUUGUGGCAGACAUCAACAUUGGGUACGAGGACAUUGUGAACACCCAGGUCCUGGCUUUCAACGGUCAGCCUGUUAAAAAUUUGAAGAGCUUAGCCAGUAUGGUAGAGAGCUGCAAUGAUGAGUUCUUGCAAUUUGAUUUGGAAUAUCAACAGAUUGUGGUCCUUCAGACGAAGGGUGCAAAAGCGGCAACUUUGGACAUACUUAAAACUCAUUGUAUACCAUCUGCUAUGUCAGACGAUCUCAAGACAUGACUGGAAACAUGAUUUGCUUUAAUACCCAAGGAUGUCAAGUGUGGUUUGUUUUUCCUGAGCCCUUCUGCUUAUGCUUCAAUAGUUCACAUUUUCCUAUCAUGACCCUGGUAGAUUCGAGUCUUUAUCAUGCGAUAGACAUACUAUAAUUAGCUAGUAGGAUGUUGAUUAGGAUAACAAGUUGCAGAGGUUAUACGAGAGACUCCUUGGAGUGGAUUAACAAUAUAUUUUGGCAGAAUAAAAGAGAAAUUCACUUUGGAUGCCCCUCCUACUUGUUUUGUAUUUGAACUUUUCUUGAAGUUGGGUUGCUAAAAGGGGAGUAGAGUAACCCCUAUUAUAGAAGAGAAUUCUGUAAUGGUAGCAAUAUAUGGGUAUCAUUUGGAUGCUACUAUGUUAGGGAUGAGAAUACAGUGUAGCAUGCCAUUGCUAGAACCUGCAUGAUUUUAUAUCCGAUCGAUGGGGUUUGCAUUUAGUGGCAUUGCUAAGGCUUCACCCGGAGCAAAUACAUAUCCACAAAAAAAUCAGUGGAAAGUUUUGUAAUACCAGUAAGAGCUCAUUAGAGAAUGAAGAAGGAACGAAAUGUUUUUGUUUUUGUUUUUUGUUUUUUCCUUUUUCCAAUUAGUUUAGAAAAGGGAGAAAUUGUUUUUGCUCUUUGUGCUUUUGCCUGAUUGUCAAUAGUUUUCCUGGUAUAUAACAAUUCAGA
This is a messenger RNA of Oldenlandia corymbosa var. corymbosa, 3141 nucleotides long. The record is from the annotation of a GenBank genome assembly. NCBI's taxonomy places the organism in Eukaryota, Viridiplantae, Streptophyta, Magnoliopsida, Gentianales, Rubiaceae.